CCUGCAAAUUCAUGUGUGAUGAUAUCUCUCUGAUGCUACUACUAGGUUUCAAUGUCGAGAAAGUUCAAUACAAGAAUGUGAUGUUUACUGUUUGGGAUGUUGGUGGCCAAGAAAAGUUGAGGCCCUUGUGGAGGCACUACUUCAACAAUACUGAUGGCUUGAUCUAUGUAGUUGAUUCAUUGGAUCGGGAGAGGAUUGGAAAAGCUAAAGCUGAAUUUCAUGCAAUAAUCAAUGAUCCUUUGAUGCUUAACAGUGUCAUAUUGGUAUUUGCCAAUAAACAAGAUAUGGUGAGGCAACAAUACGUGGUGUGGGAAACUUCAUGUCUAUUAUCAAACAAGCUGGCAUACAUGGGUCGUAUACUCAUUUCUGUAAUUUCAAAAACAUCAGAUGCUGAUGAGAUGCUGAUGAGAUGUGAAUGGCUGACCUCUGCUUCAGGAGGUGCAUAA
Zea mays is the source of this 446-nucleotide messenger RNA. Its product is annotated as ADP-ribosylation factor 1. The record is from RefSeq and is a predicted model, not a curated record. Bases 12 to 446 code for a protein of 144 amino acids. Gene Ontology annotation, molecular function: GTPase activity; GTP binding. The transcript is spliced from 4 exons. NCBI's taxonomy places the organism in Eukaryota, Viridiplantae, Streptophyta, Magnoliopsida, Poales, Poaceae.